This is a messenger RNA of Nothoprocta perdicaria, 2198 nucleotides long. It is a transcript of the gene NGB, whose product is annotated as neuroglobin. The transcript is spliced from 4 exons. Bases 1 to 483 code for a protein of 160 amino acids. Gene Ontology annotation, molecular function: oxygen binding; heme binding. NCBI's taxonomy places the organism in Eukaryota, Metazoa, Chordata, Aves, Tinamiformes, Tinamidae. The record is from RefSeq and is a predicted model, not a curated record.
AUGGAGAGCGCGGCGCUGAGCGGCGCGCAGCGCGCGCUCAUCCGGCAGAGCUGGCGGCGGGUGCGGCGCGAGCCCGAGCAGCACGGCGCGGUGCUCUUCCGCAGGUUGUUUGAUCUGGACCCUGACCUGUUGCCCCUUUUCCAGUACAACUGCAAGCAGUUUGCGAGCCCGGAGGAGUGCCUGUCUGCUCCCGAGUUCCUGGAUCACAUACGGAAGGUGAUGCUGGUGAUCGAUGCCGCUGUGAACCACUUGGAGGACUUACCAUGCCUGGAGGAGUAUCUCCGCAACCUGGGCAAGAAGCAUCAGGCGGUUGGUGUGAAGGUUGAGUCCUUCUCGACUGUUGGCGAGUCCUUGCUGUACAUGCUGGAAAACUGCCUUGGCGCUGCCUUCUGCCCGGAUGCGCGGGAGGCUUGGACCAAACUCUACGAGGCCGUGGUGCAAGCCAUGCGCCGUGGCUGGGACGCUCUCCCGGAAGGGAUCUAGAUCCUGCAAGCCUUCCCCAUCCUUAACCUCACAGAAACCCUGCGCAAGGGACGCUCUCUCUCUGCCUCUCUCUGCCUUUCUCUGUGUCUCAGUCUGUCUCUGUCUCUCGCAGCCGUGUGCGCUUCAGGGCUCUCUCAGUAAUUCUGCCUUGGUUUGGCAUGGCCACGUCUCUGGCUUUGCUGGUGGCUGACAGGGUAUUUCUCGGCAGCAAAGUAUGGGAGUGAUGCAGCACCGAUACAUCAACCUGCUCCAGGUUCCCCGGGGCUCGCUGGAGCACCAUCUCCAAUGUCUGUAUCCUGGUUCUCGGCUGGCUUCCCUGUUUUUGCUGUCAGUGACAGCUAACAUAGGCCUCUUGGGUGUCUUCCCACUGGAGCCCGCCCAGCUGCAGGGCUCUUGUUGGCCGUGUUGGGGAUGCGCGAGGUCGGUCGCAGCUCGCUCCUCAGGUGCUGCUGUGCCUGGCUUGCUGUGUGGGCAAUGGCUCACUCCACUCCCUGCAAAAGUAGGGACAGCUGCAGCCGUUUUGGCCAGCAGAGAUGGUGGGAACUGGCUAUGUAGUGUAGUCAUCCUCCUCUAAAUUGGCAAUGUGUUUUUUCCCUCCUUCUUUUCACCCAAGCAUUCUCCCAGCAUCUCUCCUGGGCGAUUAGUACUAGUGAUGUCUUCUAACCUGCCUCUUCUCUAGAUAGGAUCCAAAGCUUCUGUAAGGUUGGUCAAAACUCUGUUUCCUAGGGAUGUUUCAAGCAUUGGGAACACACUAAUCCCAAGGUAAGGCUGCUUUUAUUAGGCCUGGGCUGUUAGCUGGUUUUGACUUCUGUUGUCUUGGUUAUUUAUUUUAACCUGAGAGCCAGCUGAAUUUUGGUACUAAUGGCACCCAUUUAAAGUGUUUUGUGUAAAGGAGAGUGAGGUAGAUACAACAAAAGCUGUCCUAGAACAAAAGCUGUCCUCCAGCUCCUGCUCAGAGGAAGGCGAACUAGAAUUUCUCACCUGAUGCUGUCAGGACCUGGAGCGUGUCCAAGCUGCACGUAAUGUGCAUUUGCAGAGCUUCCUUACCCUUCAGAAAUAAUUCCCAGCUAUUGCUGAGGGUCGGACGCUUUGGAGGGGAGCAAGGCACCUGAGAAGUAGUGUACAGCAACGUGGUGUUAGAUGAGGAGUAAAGAAACCCUGUGUGCCAGAUGAGAUUCAAGGUAGAUGGCUGAGAAGCAGCAUCUGAUGUCUCCAGUGGGAACUGAACCUGGGCACUUUGAAGAAGAGCUCAUCUUUACUGGGAUGUCACUGUGGGAUGGGCAUAGCCGUGUUUCUAGCCGUUGCUAGCCCUCGGGAAGGAUACAGAGCAAGGAACCAGUUACAGGCAGCCAGGAGCUCUCUUGGCACGUGUGCGAGGGGAGCUGAGGGGUGUUGCGCUUGCCCAACGUGUGUGAUGGCCAUCGCAGCCGGUAGCCUGUGGUGCUCACCACAGCACCUGCCCUCUCCUGCCCUACCCAGAGCCUGGCAGGUUUGCAGCGCGGUGCCCUGCUUCCUCCGCUGGCGCUGCCUCCCUGCACGGGGCUCCCUGGGCACCGGUGCUUUCUCCUCACUUGUGCUUCAGGGGUGCUGCCAGCUGAGGUUCAGGAAUGGGAAUAUCCCAUCUGGAGCCCUACUCCAGGGGGUGACAGCCCUCAGCAUCCCAGAGGGAGACCUUUUGGCUUUCCAUGACAUGUAGACAGACCUGUGUGUGUAUG